AUGCGGUUUCUCCUCACCUUCUCCUUCCUGCUGGUGUCCACAGGUGAGGAUGGUGACAAGAUGCCGGAAGGUGAGGAGUGCGUGCCCCACUCCCAGCCGUGGCAAGUGGCCCUCUACGAGCGUGGACGCUUCAACUGCGGUGCUUCCCUCAUCUCCCCACGCUGGGUGCUGUCUGCGGCCCACUGCCAAACCCGCUUCAUGAGCGUGCGUCUGGGCGAGCACAACCUGCGCAAGCGCGAUGGCCCGGAGCAACUGCGGGCUGUUUCGCGCGUCAUCCCACAUCCGGGCUACGAAGCGCGCAGCCACCGCCAUGACGUCAUGUUGCUGCGUCUAGUGCGGCCCGCGCACCUGACCUCCCAGGUCCACCCCGCGGCGCUGCCCUUGCGUUGCCCCAGGCCCGGCGAGGCCUGUGUGGUCUCCGGCUGGGGCCUGGUGUCCGACAACGAGCCUGGGACCACAGGGAGCCCCGAGUCACAAGUGAGUCUACCAGAUACGUUGCAUUGUGCCAACAUCAGCAUUAUUUCGGACACAUCUUGUAACAAGGACUAUCCAAGGCGCCUGAUGAACACGAUGGUGUGUGCCGGAGUAGAGGGCGGAGGCACGGACUCCUGUGAGGGUGACUCCGGGGGACCCCUGAUCUGUGGGGGUGUCCUGCAGGGCAUUGUGUCCUGGGGUGAUGUCCCUUGUGACACCACCACCAAGCCCGGUGUCUAUACCAAAGUCUGCCGCUACUUGGAGUGGAUCAGGGAAACUAUGAAGAGGAACUGACUAUUUUGGCCUGCCACCUGUGUCCCUGACUGAGCAGAAGCCCCCACAGCUGGCUUGCAGCCUCAUCCUGACCUGGGACAGAAUUGGGCCAUCCCCCAAGACCCUUUCCAAGGCCCAGAUGUUACCCAAGAACUUGUCCUGCCUGAAGCCAAAGCUGAUUCUCAAGGUCACCUGUAUAACACCAAGAAAACAGAGCUCUGAUCCAAGUUUCUUUGUAGGAGUUUCUGUGACUUUCUUCUGGAACGAAGGGAAAUGGAAGCCAGAGAUUGGGUGGUGAACCUAGAGACACCGUACACUGUUACUUUUCACUCACUGCCCCCAUCCCUAGUUGUGGAGAAAUGGCUUGAAGCCGGUCUCUCUGUUCAUUCAAUACAUAUGACCAUCUGUGUUUUCUUGAACAAGAGGCCGAAUCUCG
Molecule: messenger RNA, 1183 nt
Organism: Galeopterus variegatus (Sunda flying lemur)
Lineage: Eukaryota; Metazoa; Chordata; Mammalia; Dermoptera; Cynocephalidae
Gene: KLK15
Product: kallikrein-related peptidase 15
Exons: 5
Coding region: 1-768 (255 amino acids)
Biological process (GO): proteolysis
Molecular function (GO): serine-type endopeptidase activity
Source: RefSeq, a predicted model, not a curated record